Messenger RNA from Propithecus coquereli (Coquerel's sifaka), 2501 nucleotides. RefSeq names its product aryl hydrocarbon receptor (gene AHR). The record is from RefSeq and is a predicted model, not a curated record. Gene Ontology annotation, molecular function: transcription cis-regulatory region binding; nuclear receptor activity; protein dimerization activity. Bases 57 to 2501 code for a protein of 814 amino acids. Gene Ontology annotation, biological process: regulation of transcription by RNA polymerase II. NCBI's taxonomy places the organism in Eukaryota, Metazoa, Chordata, Mammalia, Primates, Indriidae. The transcript is spliced from 12 exons. Gene Ontology annotation, cellular component: nucleus; aryl hydrocarbon receptor complex.
CCUGGGGGCCUCGGCGCCCACCCUCGGGGAGUAGCUGCCGCCGCCGGCUGGGCACCAUGAACAGCAGCAGCGCCAACAUCACCUACGCCAGUCGCAAGCGGCGGAAGCCGGUGCAGAAAACAGUAAAGCCAAUCCCUGCUGAAGGAGUCAAGUCAAAUCCUUCCAAACGACAUAGAGACCGCCUUAAUACAGAGUUGGACCGUUUGGCUAGUCUGCUACCUUUUCCACAAGAUAUUAUUAAUAAGCUGGACAAACUUUCAGUUCUUAGGCUCAGUGUCAGUUACUUGAGAGCCAAGAGCUUCUUUGAUGUUGCAUUAAAAUCCUCCCCUGCUGACAGAAAUGGAGGCCAGGAUAACAGCAGAGCAAAUUUCACAGAAGGCCUGAAUUUGCAAGAAGGAGAGUUGUUAUUACAGUCCAUGGAAAAACUCUCUUCCAUAAAAAUGAUCCAUGGUGCCAAAGAAAUGUCAGAAGAGUUUGGCCAUGAUCACAUUGCUAAGAAUAGAUCAAGUACCACAUUAAGCUCAAAAGGUCAUGGUCUUCCACAGCCAGGAAUCUGUUACAACCCAGACUCGCUUCCUCCAGAAAACUCUUCAUUAAUGGAGAGGUGCUUCAUAUGCCGACUAAGGUGUCUGCUGGACAAUUCAUCUGGUUUUCUGUCCGAUGUCAUACAUCAGAGCGUGUAUGAACUUAUCCAUACCGAAGACCGAGCUGAAUUUCAGCGUCAGCUACACUGGACACUAAAUCCUUCACAGUGUACAGACUCUGGACAAAGAAUUGAUGGAAAAGAAAAUAGAAUGAAACUGAAAUUUGCAGCCAUAAGCAAAAGAGAGCAGUUUACAGGAGAGAUUAUUUUAGGAUAUACUGAAGAAGAACUGUGCACGAGCACAUCGGGGUAUCAGUUUGUUCAUGCUGCUGACAUGCUUUACUGUGCCGAGUCCCAUAGCCGGAUGAUGAAGACUGGAGAAAGUGGCAUAAUAGUUUUCAGGCUUCUGACAAAAAACAAUCGAUGGACGUGGCUCCAGUCUAAGGCACGUUUAGUUUAUAAGAAUGGAAGGCCGGAUUACAUCAUUGCAACUCAAAGACCUCUAACAGAAGAAGAAGGAGCAGAGCAUUUGCGAAAACGAAAUACAAAGUUGCCUUUUACAUUCACCACUGGAGAAGCUGUGUUGUAUGAGGUAACCAACCCUUUUCCUGCCAUACUGGAUCCCUUACCAGUAAGAACUAAAAACGGCACAAGUGGAAAAGACUUUGCUACCAAGUCAACUCUCAACAAGGACUCUCUCAAUCCUAGUUCCCUCCUGGCUGCCAUGAUGCAACAGGAUGAGUCUAUUUAUCUCUAUCCUGCUUCAAGUACUUCAAGUACUGCACCUUUUCAAAGAAAUUUUUUUAACGAACCUGUGAGUGAAUGCAGUAAUUGGCAAAACAAUAUUGCACCAAUGGGAAAUGUUAAUAUCCUGAAACAUGAGCAAAUUGAUCAGUCUCAGGAAAUGAAUCCAGCAUUCUCUGGAGGUCACACAGAGCUCUUUCAAGAUAAAAAUAAUGACUUGUACAGCAUUAUGAAAAACCUAGACAUUGAUUUUGAGGAUAUCAAACACAUGCAGGAUGAAAAAUUUUUCAGAAAUGACUUUUCUGGUGAGGUUGACUUCAGAGACAUUGACUUAACAGAUGAAAUCCUGACAUAUAUCCAAGAUUCUUUAAAUAAGUCUACCUUCAUGUGUUCAGAUUACCAGCAGCAACAGUCCAUGGCUCUUAACUCGAGCUGUAUGGUACAGGAACACCUACAGUUAGAACAACAACAGCAGCAGCAGCUACAGCAUCACCAAAAGCAAGUAGUGGUGGAGCCGCAGCACCAACUGUGUCAGAAAAUGAAGCAUAUGCAAGUUAAUAGCAUGUUUGCAAAUUGGAACGCUAACCAAUCUGUGCCUUUCGGUUGUCCUGAGCAAGACCUACAACAGUAUAAUGUCUUUGCAGACUUACAUGGGACCAAUCAAGAGUUUCCCUACAAAUCGGAGAUUGAUACUAUGCCUUAUACACAGAACUUUAUUUCCUGUAAUCAGUCUGUGUUACCACAACAUUCCAAAUGUACAGAGUUAGACUUUCCUAUGGGGAGUUUUGAACCAUCCCCAUACCCCACUACUUCUAAUUUAGAAGAUUUUGUCACUUGUUUACAAGUUCCUGAAAACCAAAAGCAUGGAAUAAAUCCCCAGUCAGCCAUAGUAACUCCUCAGACAUGUUAUGCCGGGGCGGUGUCAAUGUAUCAGUGCCAGCCGGAACCUCAGCACACCCACGUGGAUCAGAUACAGUACAAUCCAAUAAUGCCAGGCCAACAGGCAUUUUUAAACAAGAUGUCUUCAUUGCCACUUUUCGUAGAGGAAAAAAGCAAAGAGAAAAGAGGGAAGAUUACACUGCAGGACUGUAAGCCAGAUACCACAGCCUUCGCUGCCAACCAAGUUCUGGAAGGCACAGUUGGAACAUUGUCUGAGAGGAGGGACAAGAUGUGA